AUUUGACAAGUUAAAUCCAGGAAGUGAAUCCGCUGGCUUGUUUUGAGUUCGGUGGUAGCCCGGUGGAGCUCUCCUACCCUCUCCCCGAACCAAGUUGACACACAAUCGCAAGGCACAAAAUGGCGACAUUUAUUUCUGUGCCGCUGAAAAAGUCCUCGGAGGUAGACUUGGUCAAGCCAUUGUCGAAAUUCGUGACGUCCACUUAUCCGGCGGGCGACGAGCAGGCGGAGUACAUUCGAGCUGUGGAGGAACUCGACAAGCUCCGGCGGAACGCGGUGGGAAGGCCGCUGGACAAACAUGAGAGCUCACUGGAGAGCUUACUCAGAUAUUAUGAUCAACUGUGCGCCGUGGAGCCCAAGUUCCCCUUCAGUGAAAACCAGCUGUGCUUAACCUUCACGUGGAAAGAUGCUUUCGACAAAGGCUCGCUCUUCGGCGGCUCCGUCAAACUCGCGUUGGCCAGCCUGGGCUACGAGAAGACGUGCGUGCUGUUCAACGCAGCGGCGCUGGCCAGCCAGAUCGCCUCAGAGCAGAACCUGGACAGCGACGAAGGCCUCAAAAACGCCGCCAAAUAUUAUCAGCUGGCCAGCGGCGCCUUCGGCCACAUCAAAGACACGGUGCUGUCGGCCCUCAACCGCGAGCCCACCAUGGACAUCUCCCCGGAAACUGUGGGCACCCUCAGCCUCAUUAUGCUGGCCCAGGCCCAGGAGGUCUUCUUCCUCAAAGCCACCACCGACAGGAUGAAGGACGCCAUCAUCGCCAAGCUGUCCAAUCAGGCGGCAGACUUCUACGGAGACGCCUUCAAGCAGUGUCAGUACAAAGACAACCUGCCUAAGUAUUUUUAUUUUCAGGAAGUGCUGCCGGUGCUGGCGGCCAAGCACUGCAUCAUGCAGGCCAACGCCGAACUCCACCAGAGCGUCCUCGCCAAGCACAAGAAGCUCUUCGGCGAGGAAAUUGCUCGCCUGCAGCGCGCGGCCGAGCUGGUGAAGACGGUGGCGUCGCGCUACGACGAGUACGUGAGCGUCAGGGAACUGACGGAGAAGAUCAACCGAUCACUCGCCGCCGCCAAGAAGGACAACGACUUCAUUUACCACGACCGCGUGCCCGAGCUCAAGGACUUGGAGCCUAUCGGCAAGGCGACGUUGGUGAAGGCCACCGCCAUCACACCGCCGCUCAGCCAGAAGUUCUCAGACUUCUUUGUCAAGAUGGUUCCCACGGCAGUCCAGCAAUCCAUGAGCGUGUACAGCCAGCGCAAAUCAGACACCGUCAACAGAUUGGUGGGAACCAUGCGGGAGGCCACCAACCUCUGCAACGGGGUUCUGGCGUCCCUCAACCUGCCAGCCGCUCUGGAGGACCUCUCGGGAGACUCCGUUCCGCAAUCCAUUGCUGAGAAGGCCCGCUCUGUCGUGCAGCAGGGGGGGCUGCAGAGCAUCGAGCAGCUCAUCAAGGACUUGCCCGAGCUGCUCACCCGCAACAGGGAAAUUCUGGACGAGGCACUGAAAAUGCUGAACGACGAGGAGACGACAGACAACGAGCUGAGAGCCAAAUUCAACCAGCGCUGGAACCGGACCCCGUCUGGGGACCUCUACAAGCCCCUUCGUGCUGAGGGCGCCAGCUUCUGCAACAUCCUGGACAAGGCGGUUCAGGCGGAUCAGGUGGUGAAGGACCGCUACAACGCCCACUGCGACAUGAUCGCGCUGCUGUGCAAACCCGAGAGCGAGCUGAACGCCGCGCUGCCCUCCGCCAACCCCGCCAAGACGCUGCAGGGCAGCGAGGUGGUGGGCGUGCUGCGCUCGCAACUGGCCCGGCUAGACCAGGUGAAGCAGGAGCGCGAGGCGCUGGAGAAGGACAUCAAGGACGUGACCUUCGACAUGACCACCACCUUCCUGACGGCGCUGGCCAAGGACGGCGCCAUCAACGAGGAGCAGCUCUCGGCGGGGCAGCUGGACCAGCUGUACAGCGAGCACAACCAGAAGGUGCAGGCCAACCUUCGCCAGCAGGAGGAGCUGCUGGCACAGAUUCAGACAUCACACCAGGAGUUCAGCAGCCUUAAGCAGUCCAACGCGGAGGCCAACCUGCGAGAGGAGGUCCUCAAGAAGCUGGCCUCGGCCCAUGACAGCUACGUGGAGAUCAGCAGCAACCUGCGCGAAGGCACCAAGUUCUACAACGACCUGACGGAAAUCCUGCUCAAGUUCCAGAACAAAUGCUGCGAUAUAGUCUUUGCUCGCAAGACAGAGCGUGAUGAGCUCCUCAAGGAGCUGCAGCAGAGUAUCGCCCGUGAGCCCAGCGCCCCCAACUUCAAUGUCCCCGCUUACCAGAGCCAACCCCCGGGCGCCCCCGGCGGCCCCACCCCUGCUCCUAGGACCAUAUUUAACCCAGCCCCUCCACAGACCCCCCAGCAGACCCAAGCUAAAUCCCAGCCCCCUGCCCGGCCCCCCCCACCUGUCUUGACUCCACCUGUCUUGACUCCGCAGACCGCAUCGGCCGGCACAACUCAAGCCGGCACUUCGGCCAACAACCCGCCGCCGGUGGCGCCGCCCUCCGCGGCGCAGGGACCCCCUUACCCCAACUACCAGGGGUAUCCGCAGUACUUCCAGAUGCCGAUGGGCUACAACCCGUACGGCUACGGCCAGUACAACGUGCCCUUCAUGCCCUACCAGGCCACGCCGGGCCAACCGGGCUACCCGGCCGCCCCCCCGGCCACGCAGGGCUACCCCGGCUACCCCCAGCAGCCCUCGCAGCAGCAGAACUACUACCCUCAGCAAUGAAGCAACCCCCACCACCCAUCUUAACACUUUGCUCCUUCUUUUCAGGAAUUUUGAUACAUUUUCUUUCCUCUGGGAUCUAGAAAGCACCUUUUCUCCUUACUUGAUUGACGCACUAAAAAAACAUCCGGCUUGUCCGACUGUAAUACGCUGGAGGACUCCCUGGCGGGUGUACAGGCCGUUGUGUACACCCCAAAAUUCUCUGACCCCCUUUCUCAGCUCUCCUGUUUUUGUAAUUAAUCCAUAGAUGCCUCGCAAAUGUACACACACACGCACGGGCUUUGUUUUUGUUGUUGUUUUCUAAUCUCUCUCCUCUCUCAAAGGCAGACAUAAGCUCGGUUAGCCGCCGACCAUGUCACAAUCACAAGCUGUACAACACGAGAGAUGUGCUCUAUUGUUAUUAAAUAUGAAUAUAUGUAUAAAAUCAUAUGACUGGCUCACCACAAGGAA
Messenger RNA from Syngnathus acus (greater pipefish), 3212 nucleotides. It is a transcript of the gene pdcd6ip, whose product is annotated as programmed cell death 6 interacting protein. The record is from RefSeq and is a predicted model, not a curated record. Gene Ontology annotation, cellular component: endosome. The transcript is spliced from 17 exons. NCBI's taxonomy places the organism in Eukaryota, Metazoa, Chordata, Actinopteri, Syngnathiformes, Syngnathidae. The coding region runs from base 120 to 2765 and encodes 881 amino acids. Gene Ontology annotation, biological process: mitotic cytokinesis. Gene Ontology annotation, molecular function: protein binding.